GGUCGUCGCCGGCGCCGGCGGCCGCUUCCAUGACGUUGUCGUUGCCUUCUCCGGCAUCGCCGUCGUCGUUCCUUACUUUUCCUCCGCUCUUCAGCCCUUCCCUCUUGCUGGACUCUCCCCACUUCUUUCCCGCCUCAAAUGUUCUUCCAUCUCCAACUACUGGCGCAUUUGGUGGAUUAAUUAAGUCAUCAUCCUCCAAUGAGAAAGAAGAAGAAAGGAUUAGAAAGAGUAAUGAUUUCUCCUUCCAGAUUACCUCUUCAUGGGAAGAACAACAAAUGUCAAGGCAACAACCAAUCAUAGGAUCUUCAGACCUCUCCUCAACAAAGGCCGAGGCAAAACCAAAACAGCCACCAGCUUGCAACAUCGUCCUCUCCUCCUUGCAGAAAAAUGUUGCGAGCUCGCAGCAGAAACCCGUGACGGUUGUGCGUUACAAUCAACCGUCACAGAACACCCGGGCCCAGAAAGCCGAGGAUGGAUAUAGAUGGAGAAAGUACGGACAGAAGCAAGUGAAAGGGAGCCAAAACCCGCGGAGUUACUACAAAUGCACGUACGCGAAUUGCCCUACGAAAAAGAAGGUGGAGAGAAACUCGGAGGGACACAUCACAGAGAUUGUCUACAAAGGUAGCCAUAAUCAUGCCAAGCCUCAGUCGACUAGACGGUUUUCUUCUUCGAAUGUUAAAUCUGAGAGCUUUGACGUUGACGUCCCGAAUCAUCAGCUAAACGCGGUGUUGCUUGGGAGUACUCAUCCACGAGAUACUGGGUUCAUCACGCCAGAGAACUCUUCGGUUUCAUUUGGCGAUGAUGAUCUUGAUCAAGGCUCUGUAUCCAGAGAUGACGGCGACAGCGAACCCGUAGCUAAGAGAUGGAAAGGAGAUAACGAUAACGAGGCAUUAUCAUCUGCAAGUAGAACAACAGUGCGAGAACCGCGAAUUGUAGUUCAAACAACAAGUGAGAUUGACAUUCUUGACGAUGGUUAUAGAUGGAGGAAAUACGGACAAAAAGUUGUGAAAGAAAAUCCCAAUCCUCGGAGCUACUACAAGUGCACAUACACAGGGUGCCAGGUGAGAAAGCACGUGGAGAGAGCAUGCCACGACCGCCGGGCCGUGAUAACGACAUACGAGGGAAAACACAACCACGAUGUCCCCGCCGGUCGCGGCGGCGGCGGCGAUGCCCAUGCCAUUAACAAACCUCAGACCAGGACUGUGUCUUUGGCACUGCGACCGCCGACGAUGCCGGCAGACAAUUCCGACCACUCAUUGAACAACCAAAACACAUCAUGUCAACAGCCGAUUACCUUGCAGAUGUUGCAGGGACCGGAUCUUGGGAGUGCGGAGAAUUCGGAGGGAUAUUAUAUGGAUGAACCUAAACAUGAUGAUGAUGAUGACUUCUUCACCUCUUUCCUAAACUAAUACUCCCUCUCUGGAAAAAAUGUAUUUACUAUUUUAUUUAUUCGAAUUAAAUUCACAUUUUUUAUAUUAAUUGAUUAUUUGACAAAAUAAUACUGUUUAUUUAUAUUACAAGGACUUAUUUUAUAGAUUUCCUGAUGUAAUUCCAAUUAUAUAAAUUUUAUUUUUUACAUUAAUUUUGAAAUGGAGUAAAUUGAAAACAAGUUU
Cuscuta campestris is the source of this 1613-nucleotide messenger RNA. The record is from the annotation of a GenBank genome assembly. NCBI's taxonomy places the organism in Eukaryota, Viridiplantae, Streptophyta, Magnoliopsida, Solanales, Convolvulaceae.